AGCACUGACGCUUGUAGCUUUAACAAGAAGGAGAUACCGCAUCCUGAGCUUGCGCCAUACAGCUGCCAACUGACAUAUUUUAAAUUUUCAACAAGUUUUGUGCAAUAAAAUGCAAGAAGUGUAUUAUUGAUACGUUACAUUGUUGGAUUGUUGGACAAUAUGGAGUCCACACCUGUCAAUUACGAGAGACAAUUAUCAGAGCAGAGCAAUGUGUCUGCUGACUCUGAGUUUUCCUUGGAGGACUAUCAGAAUGAUAUCUAUGAGCAGCUGCCCAGUGUACAGAAAAGGCUGCAGAACAAGGACCAGGCAAAGGAAAUUGAAGUUCACUGGAAUCCCAGUCAACCACUGAAGAUGUUGCCCCUGUGUAUGCAGGAAAAGAGGAUCCUCAGGGAUAGAAAAAACUUAGAGAGACACAGAAUUGGUUACUGGGCGUCAUGGAAGUGGAGUCAGGAAACUGCAAGACGUCGAAUGAGGGUGCAGAUGAGGAGGGCCAUGUCAAAAUUACUGCUGUGGAAAACCACCCUCCAUAACAUCGAAGGGAGAUUUGGUGUCGGGGUGAAGGCGUACUUUGUGUUCCUUCGGUACUUGCUGUUCUUAAACUUUCUGAACUGUGCCAUCAUUGCUGGUUCUGUUUUAAGUCCCACUCUGUACAGCAGGACCACAAGCACUCACAUGCCCUUUUUCCAAGACUUCAGAGACAAUGGUACAUUUUUGGACAUUUUUCUGGGCUCAGGCUUUAUGGAACGAUCUCCAGUUUUCUAUGGUUUCUACACAAAUCACGAUUUAGGCACAAAAUGUCUGAACACGGCUCUCCUCUUUUUCUUUGGAAUGCUCACCAUACUGCUCCUUAAUCUCAUCAUGAUAAUACGCAGGAUGGUGGUGGGUUACAAGAACACAUGGCUGACUGGCAUUAAUUUCAAUUCAAAUAUGAGCUUUAAGGUCUUCUGUGGAUGGGAUUUCUGUAUCCGGGAGCCUGAAGCAGCCUUCCUUAAACACAACCUAAUAAGAAAUGAACUGAAGAUGGACCUUGAAGAGCAGCUGUUUCGUAAGAAAGUCUUGGGGCGUUCGCUAAAGCAAUGGAUUCUCCUGUACACCCUGCGCAUUGUUCUCAACUUUGUGGUGUUAGUUCUUCUGGGUGGCUCCAUCUAUCUGAUCCAUUAUACCACACUGGAAUCAAAUAGUAAUAAUACAGAAAUAGUAACAGGAAAGCGCCAUGCAUCACAAAAAGCCAAGGCUCCUGAGCUCGACAGAACUUCAGCUCUACAGAAUCUCCUGAGUGGCUACCUUUCUCCCAUUACAAUUACAGUAGUCAAUUUUGUGAUGCCACACUUUUUUUCUGCUAUCACAGUGUAUGAAGACUACUCCCUCACAACACAACUUAAUGUCAGUUUAGUUCGGAGUAUUGUGCUGAAACUCGGAAGCUUAGCCAUUUACCUCAUCUUCCUGUAUAGCAAACUAAAGGACAAAUCGUGUGGAGUGACUGAGUUUGGAAAGGAAAUGUAUAAGCUCACUAUAUUUCAACUCUUGGCAUUUUUCUGCAAUACGUUCUUGGUGGCAUAUCCUAGAAAGUUGUUGGUGGAGAAAUGCUUAUCCUCUAAUUUGUUAAGGAGAUUGGGCAAACAGCAGUUUGUGAUCCAGCUGAACGUGUUAGAUCUGGUGUACAGUCAGACAGUCACUUGGGUGGGAGUUUUUUCUUGUCCUCUCCUGCCAGCCAUCAGCAUUAUAAAGCUUGUGGCAAUCUUCUACAUCAGCAAAUUCAAUCUGUUGCGAUGUUGCGACCCAGCUCGUAAAAUUUUCAGAACUGCCAGUUCUUCGGUUCUGUUUCAUUUAAUGCUCUUGCUGGGCCUCAUCAUGUCCGCCAUCAGUCUUUGUGUCAGCGUACUGAAAAGUGAAAACGGCAUUUGUGGCCCUUUUCAAGUGAACCAGACUUUGCAUAAUGUGACCAAAAUCUGUGUUGAUACACUCCCGUCUGCUGCACAGGAAGGCAUACGUUACAUGACAUCUGAAGCUUUUGCAUUCAUUCUCAUAUUAACAGAGAUUAUUGUUCUGACGUCUUAUGUGUCUCGUGGACAAUCCAAUAAGAAGGCCAUGGAGAGGCUCAAGGACAUGCUUGUUAUGUGCAGCUCAGACAAGCGUUAUCUGGUAAAGCAUCAAGCCACAUUGCUCAGGCGACAGAAGAGCAUCAAGCGCUCUAAAAUAGCAGCCUCAAAGCAGUGAAAGGAUUCUUCUGUACUAGAGAGCACAAGUCUCACCUCUGUAUUGCUUAAUCUAACCAACAUGGACCUUGGAGCUAUAAUGCAACUGUCUACAAAACAUACUGUAUGCAAAAGAAUAAGCUACACUCUGCUUAUAUAUAUAUAUAUAUAUAUAUAUAUAUAUAUAUAUAUAUAUAUAUAUAUAUAUAUAUAUAUAUAUAUAUAUAUAGUGAAACUGAGUUUGUCCAAUAUUUUGUCAGUCAUGCUUGAGCAAAAGGUGUCAGCACUUUUAAUGUUCUCUUAAAUGUAUUGUAUGUUUGAUGUAGAUCAAAUUAGUGAUUUACAAAUGUGCUGCCUCUUAUAAUCCUUCUGCAAAUGAAAUGCUAUGAGCUAGUCUACGCAGUGUAAGCAUAAUACGUUAUGUUUUCAACAUUUUUUACAAUUUAUAUAUUUUGAUAUUUUUCUACUUGUAAUAGCAAACACAGUGUAUAAUGUAACGUUAAUGUAACACAUGUUAAUGUAUAAUGUCAAACGAGAAAAACAUAGUUACAUGAAGUACCACAAUAAUGUAAUGGCUGCAUUAUUAAUAUAUUUGAUACAUUAUUUUGGUAUAGCAAACAUAGUUACCAUGAACUAGGGCAGUACAACUGUAGUGUCAUGUUUCAGAGUUACCCUAGUAGUUACCCUAGUAGUUACCCUAGUCAAUCAUCAGCGAAUCUUUAUAAGAGAUUACUAAAUUUGACAUCUGACAAAAGGAGUCCAACUCAUUAUAUGAACAAAACUCUGCACACAAAAAGUAAGGAUUCUGCAGGUGAUUUAUAAUUAUUUUUUAUAAAUCACCUGCAGAAUCCUUACUUUUUGUGUGCAUGGAUAUAAUGGAAAUAAUUGCAUGGAUCAGAUCAUAUGCCUGGUUCAACUCAGGGAAGAAGUAGCAUGUAAGUUCCUUUAUUACAUGUACUCAAGCUAAAGGCAGUGUGACAGCUGGAAAAACUGUACAAAUGACUAUAUUUAUUAAUGUAUAAAUGUGUGUCAAUAUAUAAAUAUAUAUAUG
Tachysurus fulvidraco (yellow catfish) is the source of this 3246-nucleotide messenger RNA. It is a transcript of the gene tmc8, whose product is annotated as transmembrane channel-like 8. The record is from RefSeq and is a predicted model, not a curated record. Bases 160 to 2217 code for a protein of 685 amino acids. NCBI's taxonomy places the organism in Eukaryota, Metazoa, Chordata, Actinopteri, Siluriformes, Bagridae. Gene Ontology annotation, cellular component: plasma membrane. Gene Ontology annotation, molecular function: mechanosensitive monoatomic ion channel activity. The transcript is spliced from 16 exons.